GCUCCGUUUGGAAAGAGGAAAAAGCAUAACUCAAAACCUCCUAGCUGUGUACGUAGCCGAAGAAUUCUACAAUGGCAGGAAAGAGUAAGAUUUUGAUCAUCGGAGGCACCGGAUACAUUGGAAAGUUCAUCGUUGAAGCCAGUGCAAAAGAGGGUCAUCCCACUUUUGCUUUAGUGAGAGAGACUACGAUCUCUGAUCCAGUUAAGGGAAAAAUCAUUGAAAACUUCAAGAACUUAGGGGUCCAAUUGUUGUACGGGGACCUUUACGAUCAUGAGAGCUUGGUGAAGGCAAUAAAGCAAGUUGAUGUUGUGAUAUCUGCAGUAGGACACAUGCUGUUAGGAGAUCAAGCUAAGAUCAUUGCUGCCAUUAAAGAAGCUGGAAACGUCAAGAGAUUUUUCCCUUCGGAAUUUGGAACUGACGUUGACCGGCAUCAUGCGGUUGAGCCGGCAAAAUCAGCAUUCGCAAUCAAAGCUCAAAUCCGUCGUAGUAUCGAGGCUGAAGGGAUCCCUUACACUUACGUGGCGGCUAACUGUUUUGCGGGCUAUUUUCUUCCAAAUUUGUCACAGGCAGGAGCCACCACUCCCCCAAGAGACAAGGCCGUCAUCCUAGGCGACGGAAAUGCCAAAGCUGUUUUCAACUAUGAAAGUGACAUCGGCACCUACACCAUCAAAGCUGUCGAUGACACCAGAACAUUGAACAAGAUUCUGUUCAUCAAGCCUACUAAAAACAUCUACUCAUUCAAUGACCUCGUUGCACUGUGGGAGAAAUUGAUUGGCAAAACCCUGGACAAAACAUAUGUUCCCGAGGACCAACUUCUCAAACAGAUCCAAGAGGCACCAAUCCCAAUCAACAUCGCAUUGUCCAUCAAUUAUUCCAUCUUUAUCAAGGGAGAUCACACCAACUUUGAGAUCGAACCAUCAUUCGGAGUCGAGGCUUCCGAACUAUACCCUGAAGUGAAAUAUACCACUGUGGAAGAAUACCUCAGUCGUUUCGUUUAACUUGAACCGUUUCUCCUUGUUGUUAAUCUAAACUAAUACUAAUCCAGAAGCUGUCACCGAGAUUUACACUUAUUAUCAUUCGAUCCGAAUGAGAACCAUGGUGUUGUUUCUGAAAUUAUGAACUAUGAGAACCCCUGUUGGCUUUA
This is a messenger RNA of Hibiscus syriacus, 1144 nucleotides long. RefSeq names its product eugenol synthase 2-like. The record is from RefSeq and is a predicted model, not a curated record. Gene Ontology annotation, molecular function: oxidoreductase activity. Lineage: Eukaryota; Viridiplantae; Streptophyta; Magnoliopsida; Malvales; Malvaceae. The transcript has 5 exons. Bases 72 to 998 code for a protein of 308 amino acids.